AUGGCACUGGCUCUGAGGCUGCUUCUUGCAUUUCUGGUGAUCGGAUCCUGCAUCGCUGCUGACAACAUCGACUUGUGGCCGAUGCCACAGUCGGUGUCCCAUGGAACACAGAAGCUCUACAUCAAGAAAGAUAUCACAAUGUCAAUGGUGGGAAGCACGUAUUCUGAUGAGAAAUCAAUCUUGAAGGACGCCUUCCAGAGGAUGGUUGAUUUGAUCACACUGAACCAUGUCGUUGAUGGAAUAAACCCAAGUUCUUCGGUUCUCACUUGUGUUAAUAUAGUUGUCCAUACACCUGAAGAUGAGCUUAGCUUUGGGGCAGAUGAGUCAUAUAACUUAACUGUUCCAACAACAGGAGAUCCACUGUAUGCACAGAUCGAGGCUCAAACAGUUUUUGGAGCACUUCAAGCCUUGCAGACGUUUGGUCAGUUAUGUUACUUUGAUUUUACAUCACGGCUCAUUGAACUCAACUCUGCUCCUUGGAUAAUUACCGACAGACCCAGAUUUCCUUACCGGGGAUUGCUUAUUGAUACCGCGAGACACUACCUCCCUGUUAAGAUAAUCAAAGGAGUGAUUGAUGCAAUGGCUUACAGCAAAUUGAAUGUUCUCCACUGGCAUAUCGUGGACGAGCAGUCAUUUCCCAUUGAAAUACCUUCAUACCCCAAAUUGUGGAACGGUUCAUACUCUUAUUCAGAGAGAUAUACAAUGUCUGAUGCUAUUGACAUUGUACGGUAUGCUGAAAAGCGAGGUGUAAAUGUGUUGGCUGAGAUUGAUGUUCCUGGCCAUGCCCGCUCAUGGGGUGUCGGCUACUCAUCAUUAUGGCCAUCAGAAAGUUGCAGAGAACCACUUGAUGUCAGUAAAAACUUUACAUUUGAAGUCAUCGAUGGCAUUCUUUCAGAUUUUAGCAAGAUUUUUAAGUUCAAAUUUGUCCACUUAGGCGGUGAUGAAGUCAAUACAAGCUGCUGGACCACAACACCCCAUAUUGAAGGAUGGUUGAAAAAUAACCAUAUGAACGUAUCAGACGCAUACAGAGAUUUUGUAUUAAGAUCUCAAAAGAUAGCGAUAUCACAUGGCUACGACAUCAUAAACUGGGAAGAGACAUUUAACAGUUUUGGAGACAAAUUGGACCCAAAAACCGUGGUGCAUAACUGGCUUGGAGAAGAUGUAGCACCCAAAGUGGUUGCUGCAGGGCAUAGGUGUAUAGUAAGCAACCAGGAUAAGUGGUACCUGGAUCACUUGGAUGCCUCAUGGGAAGGAUUUUACAUGAAUGAGCCCCUAAAAGGUAUCAAUGAUACAAAGCAGCAGCAAUUGGUCAUUGGUGGUGAGGUUUGCAUGUGGGGUGAGGAAAUUGAUGCCUCAGACAUUCAGCAAACAAUUUGGCCACGUGCUGCAGCAGCUGCAGGUAACUGA
Miscanthus lutarioriparius is the source of this 1407-nucleotide messenger RNA. Lineage: Eukaryota; Viridiplantae; Streptophyta; Magnoliopsida; Poales; Poaceae. The record is from the annotation of a GenBank genome assembly.